CAGCGCGCCCCGGGGCAGCUUCUCCGCGAGAUGCUGGGGCUUUUGAAGCGCCCGGUGGUGGUGACUGCCCACAUCAACCUGACCGUGGUGGCGCUGACGGCCGCCGGGCUGCUGAGCCGGCUGUGGCGCCUCACCUACCCCCGGGCCGUGGUCUUUGACGAAGUGUACUACGGACAGUACAUCUCCUUCUACAUGAAGCGGGUCUUCUUCCUGGACGGCAGCGGGCCCCCGUUCGGCCACAUGCUGCUGGCCCUGGGAGGUUAUUUAGGGGGAUUCGACGGUAACUUCUUGUGGAACAGAAUUGGAGCAGAAUACAGCAGCAACGUGCCCGUGUGCUCCCUGCGCCUGCUGCCCGCGCUGGCCGGGGCGCUGUCGGUGCCCCUGGCCUACCAGAUCGUGUGGGAGCUGGGCUUCUCCCACGGUGCCGCUGUGGGGGCCGCCCUGCUGCUGCUGAUAGAGAACUCGCUGAUCACUCAGUCGCGGCUGGUGCUCCUGGAGUCGGCGCUCAUCUUCUUUGACCUGCUGGCUGUGCUGUCCUACCUCAAGUUCUCCAGCGCCCAGAGACACAGGCCCUUCUCCCUGAGCUGGUGGUUCUGGCUGACGCUGACCGGAGUGGCCUGCUCCUGCGCCGUGGGCGUCAAGUACAUGGGCGUCUUCACAUACCUGCUGGUGCUCGGGGCCGCGGCCGUGCAGGCCUGGCACCUCGUGGGCGACCGGACCUUGUCCAACGUAGGUGCUGCCGUGGGCCGUGCAGCCGGGCGCGGGUGGGGGCGGCCCCACGGGAGCUGCAGCGCCCUCUCCCUGCAGGUGCGUGUGCUCUGCCACCUGCUGGCCAGAGCCGGGGCCCUGCUGGCCGUCCCCGUGGCCACGUACCUGCUGUUCUUCUAUGUCCACCUGAGGCUGCUCUACCGCUCUGGGCCCCACGACCAGAUCAUGUCCAGUGCCUUCCAGGCCAGCUUGGAGGGAGGCCUCGCCCGGAUCACGCAAGGCCAGCCGCUGGAGGUGGCCUACGGCUCCCAGGUCACGCUGAGGAGUGCCUUCGGCAAGCCCGUGCCCUGCUGGCUCCACUCGCACCAGAGCACCUACCCCGUGAUGUACGAGGACGGCCGAGGCAGCUCCCACCAGCAGCAGGUGACCUGUUACCCCUUCAAAGACGUCAACAACUGGUGGAUGGUGAAGGACCCCGGGAGGCACCAGCUGGUGGUGAGCAGCCCCCCGAGACCCGUGCGGCACGGUGACAUUGUGCAGCUGGUCCACGGCAUGACCACCCGCGUCCUCAACACGCACGACGUGGCGGCCCCCCUGACGCCCCACUCGCAGGAGGUGUCCUGCUACAUCGACUACAACAUCUCCAUGCCUGCGCAGAGCCUCUGGAGGCUGGACAUCGUGAACAGGGAGUCGGACGCGGAGGUCUGGAAGACCAUCCUGUCGGAGGUCCGCCUGGUGCACGUGAACACGUCUGCUGUCCUCAAGCUGAGUGGGGCGCACCUCCCGGACUGGGGCUUUCGGCAGCUGGAGGUGGUGGGGGAGAAGCCGCCGCGGGGUCAGCACGGGAGCACGGUGUGGAACGUGGAAGAGCACCGCUACGGCCAGAGCCAGGAGCAGAAGGAGCGGGAGCAGGAGCUGCACUCCCCCACGCAGGUGGACAUCAGCCGCAACCUGAGCUUCAUGGCCCGGUUCUCGGAGCUGCAGUGGAGGAUGCUGACAGUGCGAAGCGACGAGUCUGAGCACAAGUACAGCUCCACGCCGCUGGACUGGCUCACCCUGGACACCAACAUCGCUUACUGGCUGCACCCCAGGACCAGCGCGCAGAUCCACCUGCUGGGGAACGUCGUGAUCUGGGCCUCGGCCGGCCUGGCCACCCUGGCCUACCUGCUGCUCUUCCUCUGGUACCUGCUCAGGCGCCGCCGGGGCAUCCACGACCUGCCCGAGGGAGCCUGGCUGCGCUGGGUGCUGGCCGGGACCAUGUGUGCCGGGGGCUGGGCGGUCAACUACCUGCCCUUCUUCAUGAUGGAGAAGACGCUCUUCCUCUACCACUACCUGCCGGCACUCACCUUCCAGAUCCUGCUCCUCCCGGUGCUCCUGCAGCACAUCAGUGAGCACCUGUGCAGGUCCCGACCCCAGAGAAGCCUCUUCCACGCCCUGGUCGUCGCCUGGUUCUCGGCCGCCUGCCACGUCUUCAACACGUUGCGCCCGCUGACCUACGGGGACAAGCCACUAUCCCCCAGCGAACUCAAGGCCCUGCGCUGGCGAGAGAGCUGGGACAUCUUGAUCCGGAAAUACUAGCAGGACACAGACGGCUC
Messenger RNA from Condylura cristata (star-nosed mole), 2303 nucleotides. RefSeq names its product protein-O-mannosyltransferase 1 (gene POMT1). Gene Ontology annotation, molecular function: mannosyltransferase activity. NCBI's taxonomy places the organism in Eukaryota, Metazoa, Chordata, Mammalia, Eulipotyphla, Talpidae. The record is from RefSeq and is a predicted model, not a curated record. Gene Ontology annotation, cellular component: membrane. The coding region runs from base 31 to 2286 and encodes 751 amino acids. The transcript has 18 exons. Gene Ontology annotation, biological process: protein O-linked glycosylation.